AAUUUCAUUUUUACUUUUGGAUUACACGGAUCCAUAGUUUGCUUCUUGUUGGCUGUUGUUUUGUUGGUUUUUGUCUUGACGUAUUUUCGUGUUAUUUUUUGUUUGGUGUUCGUUUAUUUUGAUAAUGGUUUGUCGCGAGUGAAAGGAAGUCCAAUUAAAUCGAGGUUAUUAUCGAAAAAAAAUUGAUAAACAUAAUGAACUAAGAAGUAAUUUGUGUAAAGGAUCGUUGUCCUUAUUUUGACUGAGUGAAUUUUCUGUGAUUGCAAUCAUGGUGCAGGAGUACGUUUCUUCCGUGAGGGUGCACAAAUAUCCCUUCGAAAUGGUUAUGGCGGCAUACGAAAGACGGUUUCCGAACUGUCCUCAGAUACCAGUGGUCUUGGAGUGCGUCAUCACAGAUGAUAGCUGGACGGCUGAUGAUGCGCAGCGUCACACUACCAGACGCUGUCAGCUUAACGUAGAAGCACCUUAUAUUCUGAAAAAGAUGAUAGGUGUGGACUUCGUAUACUUCAUCCAGAAGAACCAUCUGGACCUCAAGGGUCGUGUUCUGGAGAUCGAAGCCACAAAUGAGACCUUUGCAUCGAGGGUGUCUGUUGUCGAGAAAUGUCGUUACUAUGUUCAUCCCGAGAACACGAACUGGACCUGUUUCGAGCAGAGUGCGCUGCUCGAUGUGAAGAAUUUCUUCGGCCUGGAGAGCACCGUGGAGAAGAUAGCCAUGAAACAGUACGCCUCAAACAUUGCAAAAGGGAAGGAGUUAAUUGAGGAGUUCAUGAAAAAAGUGUACGAGGAAGGCGUCAAGGACCUGAAACCCUGGACAUCAUCUAACCCCUCCCUCAACCGCGAGCUGCGUCGCGUGGUGUCCCGUGACACGGAGCCAUUAUCCCCGCGUCCCGCUGCUGAAACCAAGAAACAUUCUUUACCAGACCAAUACUCGCUGGACAGUGAGUAUAUUAAGCGAUACCUGGGCGAGCUGACUCCGAUCCAGGAAUCCAGGCUGAUGCAGCUAAGAAAGUGGAUAGCUGAUCUGCAGAAGGGCAAAGUUCCAAGCGAUACUACACUUCUUCGUUUCCUCCGCGCGAGAGAUUUCAACGUGGAAAAAGCGAGAGAGAUGCUCUCCCAGUCUCUCCUCUGGCGAAAGAAACACCAAGUGGACAAGAUCCUGUCGGAGUACGAGACUCCUGAUGUCGUCAAACAGUAUUUCCCUGGGGGCUGGCACCAUCACGAUAAAGACGGCCGACCCCUAUACGUGCUUCGUCUGGGGCAGAUGGAUGUAAAGGGGCUGCUCAAGUCAAUUGGAGAGGAUGGCCUUCUUAAGUUGACUCUUCACGUAUGUGAAGAAGGCUUGAAAUUACUAGAAGAAGCAACUCGAUCGUCAGAGCACGCUGUCCAUUCCUGGUGCCUCCUGGUAGACCUUGACGGUUUGAACAUGAGGCAUCUAUGGAGACCAGGCGUCAGGGCUCUGCUACGAAUUAUCCAGAUCGUGGAAGCCAACUAUCCCGAAACCAUGGGCAGAGUCCUCAUCGUCAGAGCUCCUAGAGUCUUCCCGAUAUUGUGGACUAUUGUGAGCACGUUUAUCGAUGAAAACACCCGCAGCAAGUUCUUGUUCUACGGUGGCAAGGAUUAUUUACAAGCUGGAGGGCUACUCGACUAUAUACCCAAGGAAUACAUCCCAGACUUCCUCGGGGGUCCAUGCAAGAGUUUUGUCCACGAGGGCGGGCUAGUACCGAAGAGUUUGUACGCGAGCGGCGCCUUCACUGAAAGAGAUGGGGAUCCUCUCUCCGAAGAUAGUAUAUACAGAUCUGUCAGCCUGGCCAAAGGACAGGUUCACGAAGUGGUAGUGGUGAAUCGGGACCCUCAGAGUGUGCUGACGUGGGACUUCGACGUGCUCCGACACGACAUCUCUUUCACCGUAUUUCGGACUGACUGCGAGCUGGAGCAGCCCGAUCAGACCGAUCACGCUGCUGCAGUCUGCGUGGGAGGGACGGCCUUAGAGGAGGGUAAAUCUCUGUUGGAGGCGCAAGGGUGGCGAGAGGGAGAACAAUACCAUCGCGUGGAACCUGCCCUCAUUUGCCACGACGGGGAGAGCAUACAGGGCUCCCACGUGAUGUCCGAAAUCGGCAGCUAUCUGCUGCAGUGGCGCUGUGAGCUGCUCGACACUUCCUCUCGUGCAGCCCAGCUCAUGUACUUCCACGAGACCCUUGCCAGCCAUCACUACAAAGGUUCGAUGUCGAGCCUCCAAUCGGCCACGAGCGGAUUCUCCUGCCUGAGCAACAAGUCGGGCAGCUCUUGCCCGUCGCGGUGAUGCGAGAUGCCCGCGCCGCCGCGCUAGAGCGGACAGCGGAGCGGAGAGCGGAUCACCAUUUCGUCCUAUGCGAAGAUGAUUUUUCACGCCCAACCUGCAACUUAAAAAUGUGGAAUUGAAAACCGUUAUCGCUUAGAUAAAGUAAUAUUUAUGAGCCAGCCGAGCCGUCUCGUCGCAACGUAAACCGUAAUACCUUACUAUAGAGUCUAUUUUCGAUCGAUUACGCGUUUAGAAUAUGUAGCAAAUAAGAAACUUAAUUAUCGUACGCAUGUGUCAACUUGUAAAGUAUUUUUUUAUCGAAUAUUUUGUUGUUUUAGGUCAUUUUUUUGUUAUUUUAUCGUAUUCAUUUGAAUUGAAGUUUUUACUACUUUUAAGGCAUAUACUAUCAUGAAAGUACAUAUUACGCCCUUCUAAAGAAAAUUUGAUAUAUUUUCAUAAAGACUUGUAUAAGACAAAAAUUAUUUCCGCACUUAAAUCUGUUCAGAGGAUCGAAAGUAAUGAUUGCACCGUUUAACACAGGUACUCAUCCGUCUCUUUUCACCACUAGUUGACGGAAAGAGAUGUUAGAGUGAUGCGAUGCGUGCAAAUAGGCAAUACAUUUUCUAUGGCACCUUUAAAGUAUUGAUUAGUAAAAGGAAUAAAGCAAGUAUCUUAGCAUUAAUUUAAACAAGUGGUUCCUUUUUUCUAUACUUAUGUAAAAAUAGGCAUAAGGAUUUCCUAUUCAUGAUUCGGUCAAUUGUAUGUUACGUGUGAUAACGGGCUCAGUAAACGUAGAAAAAAUCCUGGGAACACAAUGUUUUUAAAUUGUGGUCUUUGAAGACACUAAACCCUGGAAUCUGGUGGUGCUUCCAACCAUAAUUGUUUCGCCGGGAAAACGAACCUUUUUUUACUUUUACUGUGCACCGGAACGUAAGAGUUGUAACUCAAAUUGAGGUUGUAGUGCGGCCGAUACGGAUUGUAUGUCAAUAUUUUUUCAAAAUAAAUCAGAGAUGUAUAUGAAUUAGAUUAUAGAAUAAAAAAUCCAAAUGAAAUUAUCGUCUCAUAUAGACAUUAGAUUCUAAAUGGGAUAUUCGUCCACAAAAAAAUGUUCAAAAAAUACUAUAGAUAUUUAGAUCGAUAUAAAUAAUCAGUAGACUAAAAAAUUAGACCAUUUAAGACAUUGAAAAGUGAAGGCGUGUCGAUGAUGUCUCAGUCAGGUAACCCUAACAGGAGGUUUUAUAAAAUUACUAAUUACGUAAUGUAAAUCUUUAUUGUUCGAUUUGACCAAAGAUUUCUUCAAAAACAAAAUAAGGAAGAAAAGAUACAAAAUUAUUCUUUUCAAGAACAAAGUUUUCGAUAUACUUUCACGUCUAUGAUAUGCUAUAUAUUCGUAGAAUGUACUUGUAUUUUCAUUUUUGAGUAGGUAUAUGGUUUCCAUACACGCAUUUGCAGUAUUCUUGGAGUACCAAGCUGACAAAAUAUUUCCUGUUUGUUGAUUCGAGGCAAGAUUAUAGGUAUAGGUGUGUGUUUAACUACUCUACCCAAAUUCUAAUCUUCGUAGGCCUAAGUAAACACUCAUUGUAGAAUAAUUUAGUGAAUAGUUUUCCAUAUCAAAAGAUGCAAAUGGCCGCAAGUAAUUUAUGUCAAUAUAUUGGUCUUUUUCAUAAACAUAAUAUAUAUAUCAUAUGUUUUUUACAAAACAAAUGAAUGCUUUGAUUUAUGAACAAGACCAUUGUGACCUAAUCUAAAAAUGUAUUUUAAUAAAGUAAAUCGUAAUAUUUAGGUAAAAUGUGGUUUUAUGGGUAAAAGUAAAAUAAAAAUUAUUUCAAGAACUCUUAAACUUCUCAAGGAAUAUGCUGAAGAUGAGUUGGGAUAGGCUUUGGAAUGUGAAUGAUCCUGUUUAACUUUAGAAGUGAAGAGUUGAAUUUGUUAACUUACACUUAAA
This is a messenger RNA of Pieris rapae (cabbage white), 4223 nucleotides long. It is a transcript of the gene retm, whose product is annotated as protein real-time. The transcript has 16 exons. Gene Ontology annotation, cellular component: cytoplasm. The coding region runs from base 269 to 2299 and encodes 676 amino acids. NCBI's taxonomy places the organism in Eukaryota, Metazoa, Arthropoda, Insecta, Lepidoptera, Pieridae. The record is from RefSeq and is a predicted model, not a curated record.